CUCUCUCCCUCUCCCUCCCCUCCCUGGCCGAUCACACAGCCCUGGCCCCUUAUUUCCUCUGGAUUGUCCUGCUUCUUUCUCUCUCUCUGUAGACCACUCCAUUCCCUGGUGGCCUGGGGCAGACGGGGCACCCUGUCAAUGAGUCUGACUUUGCCCUUAAACUCAGAUGCAGGAGCCAUUGCCAGGAUAAAGUGCCACUACUCGCGCUUACAAAGGGGACCUAUCUCUUCUUCAUCCAUCCAUGUGGAUAAGGAUGUGAUUUUUGGGGAACCAGAUGGCAUCUCUAUGACCUGACAGCCACUUACUGGGGCACGGUGCGUUGGAAGGGUCAGCCUCUGAGCUACUAGGGUCUUGCUCCACAUCAAAGUGUACUUCUCACAAUGGGAUGAAGAUAGCUGGCCAUCUCUGGACGGGGAGACCCCCAUCAUAUCAACAUGCCGGAAGGAGCCCUGAAAGGAAGCAGAGUGCGACCAGGUGAAAAAGCUGCCCCCAGGCCUUCAUCUGUUAGUUCUCUGAGCGGAAUAGUAGCCGGGAUGUCUGGCAGCUGUACCUCCGUGAAUACCGUUUGUUCGGACAGCGAUCGUCCGGUUAGCCUCAGUUCCUCCACCUCAUCUGCCUCCUUGCAAGACAGCCACAGUUCCUUUGGAAGUAGCGGGACUCUUGGCUCCUCGCAGUACUGCAGCCCCCCAUAUCCCCAGCGGAAUGGCAGUGACAUUAGCCUUGAUCUUACCCCUGUGGCCCAGCUGGAGUGUGAACACAAGGGACUGCCCAAUGAAAGAGCCUUCCUGGGCUGUACAUGGUCUCCAAUUCUACGAAAAGCCAAGGAUCCAAAGGCCAAGCUUUCCCAUCUGGACAGAGUGGUGCUGGAGAUCUUGGAAACCGAGCAGGCCUAUGUCAGAGACCUCAAAAGCAUUGUAGAGGAUUAUUUGGGCUGCAUUAUAGACUGUGGUCAGCUCCCCCUCAAACCCGAGCAAGUCAGCACUUUAUUCUGCAACAUUGAAGAUAUUUAUGAAUUUAACAGUGAGCUGCUGGAGGAGCUGGAGAACUGCACUUCUGCACACAUGAUCGCCGAGUGCUUUGUUAUGAGGAGUGAAGAGUUUGACAUCUAUACCGUGUAUUGUAUGAAUUAUCCCAGCUCAGUCUCCGUCCUUCGGGAGUGCAUGAAGAAUGAGGAACUUGUUCAGUUUUUCAGAGAGCGGCAGGCGGUGUUAUCGCACUCCCUGCCCUUGGAGACAUAUCUCCUGAAACCUGUACAGCGUAUUAUGAAAUACCAUCUUCUCUUGCAGGAGCUGGCUAAGCACUUUGAUAAAAAUGCCCCUGGCUACGAGGUGGUGGAGGAAGCCAUUAUCACAAUGACUGCUGUUGCCUGGUACAUCAAUGAUAUGAAGAGGAAGCAGGAACAUGCUGUUAGACUUCAGGAAAUCCAAAGCAAGCUGGUGAACUGGCAAGGUCCAGACCUGAGUGGGUUUGGAGAACUUGUUCUGGAAGGGACAUUCCGAGUGCAGCGAGUCAAGAAAGAGCGAGCUUUUUUCUUAUUUACCAAAAUGUUGCUGAUCACCAAGAAAAGAAUGGACCUUUACAUCUAUAAAAUACAUAUCUUUUGCUGCAGCCUGGCCCUGACAGAGCAUCUGAAGGAUAAUUUAAGCUUCCGAGUCUCAGACUUGACCAUCCCGAAGCACCAGCAAAUCAUCCAGGCUAGAAAUCAGGAGGAGAAACGACUCUGGAUCUAUUAUAUAAAGCGUCUUAUUGUAGAAAACCACCCAGCAUCCAUCCCUCAGAAGGCUAAGCAAGUCCUGCUGGAAAACACAUUCCAAAAUUGUAUAGAUGUCCCAGUAACUUCAGACAGCCCUAAAUCCCCCUGGAUGGAGGAUCUUUGGACAUUUCACCGAAACAGGAGACAGUCUGAACCUCCUCAAUAUAUGUGUAGCCCAGGAAGAAUCAAGAAAUCAUUCACUCUUCAGAGUCUUGGCAGCAGCUCCCAACCAAGACGAGGCCGCAGAUUGUCUGAACCGGCCAAAGAACUCCAGGCUCAGUUUGAACACAGUGGUUUGUCACAGAUGAAGCAUGCAGGUAGUGAAGGAGAGCUUUUUCAAUCCACAACCUCUCUGCAGUCUGCUGACAGUAUAUGCACUCUGGAGUCCUGUAUCCUGGAAGAUACAGGUGAAGGUGAAGGUUGUGAGGAAAGUUUGGAGGACUCGUCCUUCUGUUUGCCAGACGAUGUUCUAUCUGGAAGCCUCUCCAUCACUGAUGAGAUAAUGGAGCUACUCAACCAGAGAGGUCUCCGGGCUGAUCCUAUAAGCAUUGAGCCUACAUCUACAGCCUCAGAAAAGGCAACUACAGAGGAUAGGGAGGAGGAGUCUACAGUCUGUGAAAUCAGUCAUCUGGAGUCUGUAGAGAGCCUUGGUGAGACUGAGAGGAUUGGUUUUACUUCCCUUGAUGAUACGCAGGAUGUUUUUUCCAGUGGUGACUUGGCAGUCUCUGACUUGGUGGAUGAGCUUAGGAAUCAAGAACAAUGUCCAGAGGUCCCUGAAGUUCCCUCAUGCAUUGGUUCUUCAGAUGAGGACUUGCAGGAGAAAGAAAACAAGGAAUCAAAUGAAGACAUAUUGGAAGAUCAAAAGAAAGAAGAGACUGGCCACAAUACCAGUAAAAAGGAUGCCUAUAAAAAAGAACAGGAUUCCGAGUGCCCUGGAGAAGGAACAUUUGUAUCUCCUGUACUCAAGGAGAAGGUUGAAGAACGGGGGGUGACUGUCAAAAAUGAUACAGAGAACCAUAAGCAAGCUCCAGAAAAAAAAGACAGAAGCACAAAAGCUAAGCGAGACUCAACUCUGACCCCAGAUGACCGGUUGCUGAUUGAAAGGAUCAAAAACUACUAUGAAACAGCAGAUGCAGGGGCAUCAUACCUCAGCAAAGAGGACAGCAUUUCCUACAUUCCCACUGGUGUAGUAAAAGACUCAAUCUUAAGAUUUAAUUAUAUAAUGCAGCAGGAGGUAAAGAAGGAUCGAGAAAAGGUAAUCUGCAGGACCAAUGGCCUUAUCCCAGAGGGCAGACAAGUAGGUUGUCAUAGGAAGCCCCCAUGUGUUGCAGCUAAAGAAACCGUAGUUGAUCAAGAAAAAAAGUCUUCCACAGAGCAAGAAUUGGAGUACAAGUCCUGUGCUGAAAUACGUAAAGCUUGGAAAGAAAAGGAAAAACCAAAUAUGCCAGAUACUGGACAGGUUUUGAAAAGAACUAAGUCUCAGAGGAAACAGCUGAUCGAAAAAGGCGGAGAAUUGGUUAUCGUCGAGGAGUCUGAUCUAGAACAUGCAGGUCAACUGCCAAAAGAGGUUUCUUUAAAGAAGGAAACAGGGAAAGAGAAGCAGAAAAAUAAUGUUGAAGAAAAUAUAGGCAAUCAGGAGGGUCAUGUUAAAACAGAACUCGCCAGCUUCACAAGUGACACCAAUAAAGCCACUUGCUGCCCUCCGGGUAUGAGCUUAUAUGAGACAGAUGACCUAUGCCUAAUUGAGAACUCAGAGAAAAUAAUUAAUAAGGUGCAGCUGCUUGCUAAAAUGUACGGUGAAAAAAUUGGCAGGAUGAAGACGCAGAAGAAGAAUGGAGAAUACAAAAGGACAACAACUCAGAACAAGGCAAUCAUGAAGACCCUUCCACAGGUUCUGGAAGAGCAAAUGGGCGAAAGACACAAAACAGAACCUCAGAUGUAUGGGCAUCUAACGAUCCGAGAAACUUUACUUCAUAUUAAUUGUAUUCAAGAAAAUGGACUUUCACUUCCUGCAGUUCGUGAGAAUUCUUCAGAUCUGAACAAAAUGGAGUCUCUAAUGGUUCAGCUACCAUUAAAGGAACAGGUGCCGCUCUCAAAGUCACCAGAUAUACAUCUAGCGGUCAUUGAACUAGAAGAAACAUUACCUGAAGAAACUAAGGAAAUGCAAGAUUCCUCUGUUAAUGCGUUCAGACCCAUAGAGGGACCACUAGUCAUUGAUGAUUUUGUUCCCGAACUGGUACCAGCACCUGUUUGUCUGCUAGAGCAUGUCACAGAAAAUGAAGUUUCUGAAUUGAAAUCUUGUCCUUCAGAACAUGAAAAUUUCACUGAAACUUGUGUUGAAUGUACAGACCGCGAAGAAACCAGUAUUUUAGAAAUGAAUGGAUCUGAAAAACUUAGGUUGUCAGAAGGCCAAAAGACAAUUCAUGGUGAACCAGAAAGUAAUACCACAGAAGAUCAGAAAUUAGAAGGAGCGGGGGAACUUGAAUUAAUAACAUCAAUUAAUUGUGAGAUAUAUCCUAAGGAACCCACUACAAUAUUAGGUGAAAGCUGUGAUAUGUACCAGAAGAAUGUUGAGGUCUCAAACAUAACAGAGCUUCCUGAUGUACCGGAAGUCAUUGCCCGUGAUAGGACACAAGAAUCAAACUUACCUGAGCCAAUAAAUAGUAAAUGUGCGACUGUACCACAUUGUAUAAGAAAAGAAAUGACCAAAUUCCAGUCACCCAUAGAAGUUCGGCAAAACGGCUCCCAUUCAAGCUCUGAUGACAAUUUUGUUGGCUCCCAUGAUACAUCUGGCAGCACACCAUCUGAAUCAAGGGUUCCAAGAAGCAGAGGUAUCUCCCCAGCUGUUAAGGAUGUCAUGCAAAGACUUCAGCUUGACUCUACAAUUUCGGUUCCGUCUCAGCAAAAUGCAAACAGUACAAAGAAAUUAAGUAUGGCAACUCGAUCCUCAUCCUUCAAGAGUAAUACUUCAACUGCCAAAGAAUUCCAAGGGAUGCUGCAGCCACAUAUUAAAAAACAGCAGAAAGUUGUGUCAAAUCCUGGCCUCUUCUCCCCAACAACUUUGCAAAGAAAAUUAUCAAGAGCAGUGGCCUUGUCCAAGAACAUUCCACAGUCUCAACCGUCAUUUACCAAGAGAAGUCCGAUGACAAAGGCUAGAAGUGCAGAAACAGAAACACAGCCUUCACUUACAAAGUUUCAAUGUUCUGUUCGUAGUCCAUCACCAUAUAGAAAUUCAUUAUAUUCUGGUCUACCUUUGAGUGAUACCAAACCUAAAGGCACUACAAACAAAGCAUGGGUGGAUAGCAAAAAGGAGGGAGACAUGAAUGAGUGUGAUUCCAAAAUGACACAAGAAGGUUCUCCCAAGCCAUUCCUUCGUCAUUCCGCCACUCAAAAGGCAAUCCCUGGGAAUAAAGUAUUAGAUGGGCCGGUCUGUAUAUACCCAGGUUCUGCUGUCCUUAUAGCAGUCCCUUGUCCUACAUCAAUGAAACAAACUCCAACAUCCACAGCUUCUGAACCAAAUUCACGGGUCCAAUCACCACUAACACUACGUUCUAGAAUGUUUUCUCCUCCCCCUAAUCAAAAUGCAACGGGUCCAAAGCCUUCCCGCAUACCCUCUUUCUCUGGCAGCAGAGCUUGUGCAUUUACUCCUCUUUCAUUUAGUAGCCUGGAGAGGUCUUCUUCUUCCUCAGCCAAUUCUACUCCAACUUGCACAAGUCCCCCUGCUCAACCAUGGUCGCCUGGAUUCUCAUUCCAUACUAGAAAACCUUGUGAAAACAAUGUACCCACUGUUGCAGACCAUUGUGUCAGCCCAAGUGCCUUUAGUCCAACAACUGCACCAAGCGAAGAAAGCAAAUUCUGGUGCGAAAACAAAUCACCCCCAUGUCUGGCUUCAGAAGAGGGUCCACUUAGCCCUGGGAUUGGUACUCAUGAGCUAACCAGUAUCCACUGGCCUGAUGUUCAGGAGCUGCGCACAAAGUAUGGACCCUUCAAGACGCAGAAAUCGAUCACUCAUGAAAAGAAGUAUGAUCUGAGGUCACCAAUUCCAUUUAGACAAUGCCAGUCCCUGGAUGAAGCACCAAAUUUAUUCUCCAAAAUUGCAUCUCCAUUAAUGUUAGCACCCUCACAUUCUCCAACCACAGAACAUAAUGAAACAGUAAAACCAUGUGAGAGUAUGGAGAAAUGGGACUGUGCUGACACAAAGGACAAAACCACUUUAAAGGCAAGUUACUCCACCACUGUUAACAUACAGAUUGGUGGUAGUGGUAGAAUAGCCUCUUUCAGCAAUGCUCAGGUGAGUCUUAUACACCCCUUGUUGCAAGCACCAGAAUAUCCCACCUCGCGGAAGAUCAACAUUAAUGGAAGCACCUUAGAAAAUAAAAUGAAUCUGUGAAUUGUAGGACAAAAUACGGACGAGAUGCAUAUGUCAAUGCCAACUUUCCAAACUAUGCUGUAAACUGAGGAUUUAAAGUUGAAAAAAAAAAACGAAUUCUCAGAACAGAACAAUAAUAUAUGCCAAAGAUAAGACACAGCAGUAUGUCCAAGUGCACUUUUUUCUAUGUAGAACUUGAUGACAAUGUGCCAAUAUGGCCAACACCAUGAUUGUUAGCCAAAAUUUCAGUAGUUAUAGGUUCAUUGAUAUUGCACUUACCAUGAACAAUUUGCACCAAAGACACAACAGUCAAUGUAUUUUUAAUGUAAGAUAUACUGAAAAAAAAAAAACAUAGUUUGAUCAACUGUAAAAAAAAAAAAAA
This is a messenger RNA of Rana temporaria (common frog), 6504 nucleotides long. It is a transcript of the gene PLEKHG2, whose product is annotated as pleckstrin homology and RhoGEF domain containing G2. NCBI's taxonomy places the organism in Eukaryota, Metazoa, Chordata, Amphibia, Anura, Ranidae. The transcript has 20 exons. Gene Ontology annotation, molecular function: guanyl-nucleotide exchange factor activity. The coding region runs from base 435 to 6143 and encodes 1902 amino acids. The record is from RefSeq and is a predicted model, not a curated record.